Ilex paraguariensis (yerba mate) is the source of this 1808-nucleotide messenger RNA. The record is from the annotation of a GenBank genome assembly. Lineage: Eukaryota; Viridiplantae; Streptophyta; Magnoliopsida; Aquifoliales; Aquifoliaceae.
CAAAAUCAAUUUUCGGCACACUUCCCAAUUCAGGCUCUGGCGUCAUCUUCAACCCCACAACCCCUUUCCUCUCUUCGUAUUUAUUCGUAAUCGUACAACAACACAUCACAUCGACACCUUCUUCGUAGUCUCUCUCUUUCUGUCUGUUGAGCUCUGUUUCUCGGAUCAAAUAACAACAGCGUUGUGAAGAAAACUAUGCAGUCGAGUGCUGAUGCCAAUCAACGCAUUGCCAGAAUCUCUGCUCACCUUAAUCCUCCUAAUCCCCAGAUGGAGGGAAGCUUCAGAUUAGAAAGAAAGAAUUGCCGGGCUAAAGGUGGAUCCCUGGGAUUCAAAGUUGCUAUUUUGGGUGCUGCAGGAGGCAUAGGUCAGCCUCUUGCAAUGCUGAUGAAGAUGAAUCCGCUGGUUUCGGUUCUUCAUCUCUAUGAUGUCGUCAAUACUCCUGGGGUGACAGCAGAUAUUAGUCACAUGGACACUGGUGCUGUGGUGCGCGGUUUUCUAGGGCAACAACAAUUGGAGGAUGCCCUUACUGGAAUGGACCUUGUAAUCAUUCCUGCCGGUGUUCCAAGGAAACCGGGAAUGACGAGAGAUGAUUUAUUCAAGAUCAAUGCAGGGAUCGUUAAGACCUUAUGCGAAGGAGUUGCCAAGUGCUGUCCAAAUGCCAUUGUCAACUUGAUUAGCAAUCCUGUGAACUCUACCGUUCCUAUUACAGCAGAGGUUUUCAAAAAAGCUGGCACCUAUGAUCCAAGGCGGCUUUUGGGAGUCACAAUGCUUGAUGUUGUUAGAGCCAAUACUUUUGUGGUGCGCGGUUUUCUAGGGCAACAACAAUUGGAGGAUGCCCUUACUGGAAUGGACCUUGUAAUCAUUCCUGCCGGUGUUCCAAGGAAACCGGGAAUGACGAGAGAUGAUUUAUUCAAGAUCAAUGCAGGGAUCGUUAAGACCUUAUGCGAAGGAGUUGCCAAGUGCUGUCCAAAUGCCAUUGUCAACUUGAUUAGCAAUCCUGUGAACUCUACCGUUCCUAUUACAGCAGAGGUUUUCAAAAAAGCUGGCACCUAUGAUCCAAGGCGGCUUUUGGGAGUCACAAUGCUUGAUGUUGUUAGAGCCAAUACUUUUGUGGCUGAAGUUUUGGGGCUUGAUCCUAGGGAAGUUGAUGUUCCAGUUGUAGGGGGUCAUGCUGGGGUUACGAUUUUACCUCUUUUGUCACAGGUUAAACCUCCAUGUUCUUUCACCUCUGAGGAAACUGACUGUCUGACAUCUCGCAUUCAGAAUGGUGGAACUGAAGUUGUUGAGGCAAAAGCUGGGUCAGGAUCAGCAACUCUGUCCAUGGCAUAUGCUGCUGUUAAAUUUGCUGAUGCAUGUUUGCGUGGCUUGAGAGGAGAUGCCGGCAUUGUUCAAUGUGCUUUCGUGGCUUCUCAGGUGACUGAACUUCCUUACUUUGCAUCCAAGGUACGGCUUGGCCGUAAUGGAGUUGAGGAGAUAUGCCCACUUGGUCCCUUGAAUGAAUAUGAAAGGGCAGGGUUAGAGAAGGCAAAGAAAGAGUUAGCAGCAAGCAUUGAGAAGGGUAUUUCCUUUGUAAGAAAAUGAUUAGGUGACAUCAAUCACUUGUUCUUCUCCGAAAUGUUCUUCAAUAUCACAGCUCCUGGAAAAAUAAGUGGUAGGGUCUCUGUAGUAUCAAAACUAGAUGGAAGUGAGUUUCGUAACUCGGAUUUAUGUAGCACACAUAAUGGUUUGAUGUAUGUUGUCCCAAAAAAUAAUGCAAAUAAAUAAAUAAAUAAAAAGAGGGUCUACUUUAUGUUUCUACAGGGUUCAUU